Taeniopygia guttata (zebra finch) is the source of this 843-nucleotide messenger RNA. NCBI's taxonomy places the organism in Eukaryota, Metazoa, Chordata, Aves, Passeriformes, Estrildidae. The record is from RefSeq and is a predicted model, not a curated record.
UGCUGCCGCCGCCCCGCCGCGGCGGGGGCUCGGCCUCACUGCCUGACUGGAAAUUGCCGCCGGCCGUGUUCAGCAGAGGCGAGCUCGCACCGCUUUGGUGCAAGCUACUGUAUUUUUUCAUUUUUUUAUUUUUCUUGAGUCUCAUUCUUUCCGCGCCUUCCCGCGCAGGCGUCCCUGCGAGCUGGUGGGGCCCUUGAACGUUAGGGCGUCGCAAAGAAGCGGGCGGGGGGCGGGGCGGGUCCUUUGGGCCGAGCGGUCGCAGCCGGUGCCCGCCCCGGCCCGCCAUGUACUACAGGUUCAGCGGCUUCACGCAGCGCCUGGUCGGGGCCACGGCGGCCGCCGCCUACUCCCCACAGGGACUCAAACCAUUAGUUCCCACCAUUGAAUCCCCAGAUCUGAUUUUUGGGACAAGUAAACCUGCUCCAGGUUUACCAGCAGCUGAUCCUUUCUUGAGUACAAACAAGGUGCCAAACCUACAGAAAGUUUUUCAGUCUGACUUGAGAUCAGAUGGACUGCCAGUACACCUGAAGCUAGGAUAUCCAGACAGGAUGCUCUAUCGGACCACGAUGGCUCUGACAAUAGGAGGAUCUAUCUACUGUCUGGUAGCAUUGUUCUUUGCCUCACGGCCAAAGAAAGAAAAAUAAAUGAAACCACACCUCAUGGGACUCUCAGCACUCCUCUGAAGGAUCUCCUGCAUGUGCCACGUUGCACUUAAAUCUGUUCCCUGUGAUCACAUAGGGUUCAUUAUUCAGAUCGGAUUUGUUGGAGAAAAUGUUUUUAAAUCGGUUGCCUUAUGUAUUCUAAAACACCAAUAUAAACAGAGAAAUACAGUAUUUUAACAUA